Humulus lupulus (European hop) is the source of this 1380-nucleotide messenger RNA. RefSeq lists its product as uncharacterized. The transcript is spliced from 7 exons. Bases 1 to 1380 code for a protein of 459 amino acids. The record is from RefSeq and is a predicted model, not a curated record. Gene Ontology annotation, molecular function: nucleic acid binding. NCBI's taxonomy places the organism in Eukaryota, Viridiplantae, Streptophyta, Magnoliopsida, Rosales, Cannabaceae.
AUGACAAGAACUGCAAGGUAUGAUCUUGAGAAGUUCGAUGGAAGUGGAGACUUCAGUUUAUGGAAGGAAAAGCUUAUGGCAGUUUUGAUUCAUCAAAAUCUGGAUGAAGCCCUUGAAGGAGAAGAGAAGAUGGCAAGAACGUCAAAACCCAAAAAAGGGAGGUUUUACAGAUUUGUGAUGGAUCCUACAAGGAAUCUUGAACAAAAUUUGGAUGAAUUUAACAAGCUUGUGCUAGAUUUAGCAAAUGCACGAGAAACUAUUAGUAAAGAAGACCAAGAAAUUACUUUGUUGUAUAGUCUUCUUGAAGCUUUUAAGGAUCUUCAAACAGUGAUUCAGUUCAGCAGAGAUACUAUUACAAUGGAGGAUGUCUUAGGGGUUUUAAAAACUAAAGACUUCGAACUAUCGCUUAAGAAAGGCAAGAAAGAUGAAGCUUUAAUAGCUCGAGUUUUGAAACUGACACAGAAUCCCAUGACGCAAACCAACCUGCAUUUGCGUCAGUGCCCAACUGUGACAAAUGCCAUGUUGUUAGAGAAUGUAAGGCACAUUCAUCUUCUCAAAAGGAAUCUCAUCUCACUUGGUACUCUUGAAGAUGAAUGUUUGAGUUACAAAUCAAUCAAUGGGUUAUUGAGAGUAUCAAAGGGGUCGUUGAUAGUAAUGAAAGUCAAAGAAGUUGAUGAAGAAACAAAGAAAUGGCAUAGAAGACUUGGCCAUAUAAGUGAGCAACGUCUAGUUGAGUUGGACAAACAAGGGCUGCUUGGUAGUUUGAAACCUGUAACUUUAAAAUUCUGUGAAAUAUGUGUUCUUGGAAAGCAACAUAGGGUGAAAUUUUCAACAAGACAACAUAAAUCAACUAGAAUUUUAGAGUACUUGCAUGUUGAUGUAUGGGGGCUGAGUAGAACACCAACUCGUGAAGGUAACCGAUUCUUUCAUUCUAUUGUUGAUGAUUAUAGUAGAAAGAUAAAAGUUUUGAGAACUGAUAAUGGGUUGGAAUUUAUUAAUGAUGAGUUUGAUGUUUUGUGUGAUGCAUCUGGCAUACUUAGACAUAGGACUGUCAUUAGAACACCUCAACAAAAUGGAGUUGCUGAGCAAAAAGAAAGUCAGUUGUUUGAUGCAGAAAAUGAAGAGAAAAAUCGCAACAAUAUUGGUUUUGAGGUGGAUUUCAUUUAUGUUUCAAACAACAAAACUCAUGCAGAUCAAACUACAGUUCAGCCAUAUCCAACUACAAGUAAAAGUACAGAUACGGAUCAAGGUGGAACACCACAAAUUGAAGGGUAUCAGCUUGUGAGAGACAGAACCAAGAGAAUAAUAAAGCCACCAAAUCGGUUUGCAGAAGCAGAUGUAGUUUCUUACGUGUUAGCAGCAGCCAAGACAGUGUUUUAG